Exophiala spinifera is the source of this 1068-nucleotide messenger RNA. RefSeq lists its product as uncharacterized. The record is from RefSeq and is a predicted model, not a curated record. Gene Ontology annotation, molecular function: hydrolase activity. Bases 1 to 1068 code for a protein of 355 amino acids. NCBI's taxonomy places the organism in Eukaryota, Fungi, Ascomycota, Eurotiomycetes, Chaetothyriales, Herpotrichiellaceae. The transcript has a single exon.
AUGGAUUCUCAGAACGCUGCCGCCAAUGAGUUUCCCAUGAUCGAUUCGCAUAUCCACCUGUAUGCUGCGUCACAUAUCCCAUCUUUGCGCUGGACAAGUGACCUCGGGGGUGACCAUGUUCUCAAUCGACAAUGCUCUGUCGAAGAGUACAAAUUAGCCCUACAGCACGACAAUGGUGUGGUAGGAUUUGUCUUCCUGGAAACUGAUCGUAGAUCGGAGCUGGGCCAAGAUCAGUGGCAGAACGCUCUGGACGAGGUCGACUUCCUCGUGAGAAUUGCCCGCGGGACUCCCCGAGACGGAGAAGGCCAUCGAUCAGUCGAUGCUGGGCUCGUUCUCGCCGUCGUUCCGUGGGCCCCCGUUGCGGCCGGCGAGGCGUUACUAGCUGCGUACGUCGAACAAGUUCGCCAGCGAUGCGGAGCAGAAUUUCGGCUUGUCAAAGGGUUUCGCUAUCUUCUCCAGGACAAGCCGCCCGGGACAAUGCUGCAACAACGAUUUAUCGAGGCGCUACAAUGGCUGGGCAAGAACGACUUCACGUUCGACCUCGGAGUGGACGCCAGGUCCGGCGGGCUUCGUCAACUGGAAGAGGCAUGCGAAAUGAUGGACUGCGUGUACGCAGGAGACAGCCGACUCAAGAUCAUCAUCAACCAUUUCUGCAAGCCUAACCUGCGGGUAUCACCCGAGGAAGCUCUUGCGGGACACGGUGAGUUCGCCAGAUGGAAACAGUACAUCCAGAAAAUGUCCCGCCACACAUCGGCCUACAUGAAGCUAUCUGGAUUCUUCUCCGAACUGCCUCCGCAAACUGCAGACACGCCGACGGCUGUCUCAGACGUUGUGGCGCACGCGAAGCCAUGGGUAGACGUUGUCUUCGCGGCAUUCGGCCCCCGCAGAAUCAUGUUCGGAUCAGACUGGCCGGUGUGCAAUGUUGGCGGUCCAGGGAUCAAGUCCUCCUGGCAGCACUGGCGGGCUGUUGUCGAGGCCAUUUUGGAGUCCCAGGGUCUGGACGAUGAAGGAAAGGCGAUGGUAUGGUCAGGCACAGCUACUGAAGCCUACAGUAUACGACGCAUUUGA